UUUUGGCACCUGAAACCCCGACCGCGAUGACGUGUUUUGGUGACACCACCUCCCGCUCAUUUUUGUUGGCAAAUGGGCAAAGUUGAAACAAUUUGGAUUUGCGUGAGCAGAAGCAAAGCAAGAGCCAUCAGAAAAUAAACGGAAGAUGAAGUCUACAGCUGUGCAAUGGACUCUGUUUAUUGUCCUGGGGUAUCUUUCUAGGUUAUCUUCAGGCUGGACACUCAAAGUGCCAGACAUUUCUGCUGGUGCUGAUUACAGUGCUGAUCAAUGGCUGGUAUCUCGACGCGAUUGGAGUGGAAAAGUGGCCCAAUUAUGUGUGGCGGCUGCCUCGUCCACGGUAUUAUCGACGACAAGACCUGCCUGGGCUGACACAGAAAAAGAAGACGGUAGUACCAGUAGUGGAUUGCUGUCGACCAAUUCCGUGGCCGACAUGUUGCAUGCCGUGCCUACCUUUUCCAUUGUCGAUGCCAGUGGUGUCCCGUUCAUGGUCGUGGGAGAAGAUGCCAAGGUGACUGGAUAUUUCUUUACCACGUACGAAGAAGCCAAACGAUUGUUGGAUCUGGCACGGAACAGUGCCGAUAAGGCCAUUCGACAAGCCAAACGAGAAAAACAGCCACUGGAAGACGAUACCAAUCCCUGGACAUUGGCACGCAUUUCCACCAUCCCAUUGGAUGUCGCCGUCACGGUCGUUACCAAAUCACAAUACACCAAAAACUACUUUCAAGUAGCACCUGCCUUUGACGAUAUUGAAGAUGCCUUGCAGAUCACCGGAAAGUCGGAUCUACCCGAAGGCAAGGUCCCGCUCUUUUACAUGGAAAACUUUACCAUUCCGGUUACCAACAACAAUCAACAACAAACGCCACUCUACUUUCGCAAGUCCGAAUUGAUACAGGAAUACCAAAAACAAAUCAAGGGCAAUAAGGCAGCCGAAAUGCCACCCAUUCUCGUCACCGAGCUGUUUGCCGUUUUACUAGAAUUGGUCAAACCGGGAGGCGCCGACGAAGAUCUCAAGAAUCUCGUCAUUGUACCUCCCAAGGGAAGUCUCCAAAAAGCCAAGCAAUGCGAAAAGGCGGGAGGAAACGAGCCGCCCUUUGUGUUUGGGAAACGAAAUCUUGUAUUAUAGAUUUGGUUUAGUAGAAAGCAGCUAACUGGAACGAACAAUAAGAGUGCACUCAAGCCCGAUGCGACUCUGGAAGUGUUGGCGGCUAGAUUGUUGGUCUACUAGCUAGCUGCCGCACAUGGAGAAUGCAGCUUGACUUAUUUACCGCCAUGAACGUGUAUUCAAUAUUCUUCUACCGUUUAGCAAAGUGCAUUCUUGGAGCCGUCAUUUUGCAAUGGACACGGAGGCUUUGCUUCGUUAGGACUCUCUGUGAAAGGCAUCAAUGACUUCCUGUGGUGCUUGCACCAGUUCAAUCAAUACUCCAUUGCCACAGAUGGGGGACUUUUCGUUUCCCUUGGGAUGAAUAAAGGUCACAUUGUGGCCGGCGGCGCCCAUGCGGAUUCCACCAGGAGCAAAGCGGACCCCGUUGGCUUGCAUCCAUUCCACGGCUUCUUCCAGAUUGUCCACCCACAAUCCAAAGUGAUUCAACGGUGGAACAUGGACCUAUCACAAUAAUAUCACAAUGAAAGUACAUGUACCGUAAGGAAGAGUAAACAAGGCGGAAUUCAUAAGAUCAUGGUCGUACCUUGGGACUCUUUUCUGGAUCAAUGGGGAUCAUUAAAUCCACUUCGACUGCAAACGGUGACUUGGCAGCACCCAAUCGCAAGAUAUCUUCAUCGACAUUUUCCUUUUCGCUCUUGAAGUUACUCUCGGGCUUGAGUCCAAAAAUGUCUCCCCACAGUUUGUCCAUACCGGUCUUGUCGGUCGAUCCCAAUGCAAUUUGUUGGACUCCGAGAAUCUGAAAGGGUCUCGUGGAAGGAGCCGUGGAAAAGGAUGGAGCGACAACUUUGGAAAAAGCGAAUUUCGUCGUUGCUGGCAGUCGCCUCAAGCCACUUCGGAGCGCUGCUGAGAACAUCUUGAUCUGUUGUUGGGUUGUUGGGUGAUAUUUUCAGAGGGAGGUCUUUCUAUUGUGCGUUCUUGUUGGACUUGUGAAGCCGUUUGUGAUUGCUUUCCUACGACUGUACUCCGUGGCUUCUCAUCGACAGGUUCGCUUCGUGGUGUCAAAACGAAGCAACAAGAUCCAAGAUUUAAGCUCGCAGUGCUGUAAAGAGUUGGGGACGUUCGGUGAUGGUCGUCUCCCAACCUUUGACGUUGGAGUACCGUAACAUUCCAACCCAACCUUCGAGGUUGGAGUUACUAGUACUUCCCAAAAUGCCAGGUGGACAGGUGCUUGAGGUCGGCCUGCCAAGUCUAAUCUCAGUAACUUGACCAGUGUUCACUGUCCUAAGCAAUUGAGACAUGUAGCAAGUAUCGUUUUAUUAGUUA
Messenger RNA from Seminavis robusta, 2425 nucleotides. NCBI's taxonomy places the organism in Eukaryota, Bacillariophyta, Bacillariophyceae, Naviculales, Naviculaceae. The record is from the annotation of a GenBank genome assembly.